GAGUCUGUCUGCUCUGAGAGGACGCGGAGCCACGCCAGGACCCGCUGAAGUUCGCUUCCGAUUCAGCAGUUAAGGUUAAGCAGACCGAAGUCAAAGAGGACAUCAGAAGCACCGCCACCAAAGAUGUCAUUGUCAUUAGACAAGAUAUCUCUGUCUCUGAGUUAUGGUGCAAAAAUAACAGCAAGGCAACAGGAUGGUUUUGUCAGAGUGAGAAAAAGAGAUUUGGAGAAGCUGACAACAGAAGUGAUGCAGCUGAGGGAGUUCCUGCCCAGAGUGCUGAAGGGGGACCUGAUAGAAAUGCUGCAUAAAGCUCAAGCAGCUCAGAUAAAGUAUGAGCAGUUUGUGCAGGAGCAGGCGCAGUUAGGACAGGAGUGUCUCCACCUUCAGUCCCGACUGGAUGCAGUGCAGACUGAAUGUCAGAAAGAGAGAGAGGAAAAGUUGCUGUUACGUGAGCAGCUGUGGAAGAGCGGAGCAGAGCUGCAGCAGCAGGCAGACUUCUGCUCUGGUCUGGGAUCUGCAGCCUGCAGUCUGCUGUGGAGCUGCUCUGCCAGUGAGGACACGGUCACACGCUGGCUGGCUGAUGGGAAGCUGCAGUCCUUCCUGGCUGUAGCUGCACAGACUCUGGAGAGUUUCGUCAGGUCUCUGGAUGAGGAGACCAAAACUCAAACUGAGGACCACAACUCCCAGGAGCACCAGUUUGUGCUGGCUUUGGCUGGAACCAUAACCAACAUAGCAGCAGUAACCUGUGGCCGGAACUUCCUGUCCAGCUCGGCUCACGUCCUACUGGACACUCUGAUGAAGCUUUUGGAGCUGAUGAAGCCCGGUGUCUUCCCCAAACUCAAAGUGUUGAUGUUGAUGGCGCUGUAUAACGUGAGCAUCAGUGUUAAAGGACUGAAGUGCAUCAGUGAGAACCCAGGACUCCUGCCUCUUAUCUGGACCCUGCUGGACGAUGGAGACUGGGAGGUGUGUCUCCACUCUUUGCGUCUCCUGCAGUCUUUGUUGUUGGAGGAGGAGGUGUUGCUCCCGUUGGGCUCCUCUCUGCUGGAUCCAGACCUCCAGGCUCGUGUCAGUCGCCUCACCUCCAGUGUGCAGCCCAGCCUGAGAGUGGCAGCUCAGCAGACCCUGGAAGACCUGCAGACCCUCCAACAGGGUCGAGGAUGUAAAACAGAGCAGCCUCUAAUGUGAAUUCAGUAUCCUCACUCCAGUCGCCCUUCUGUGUUUAUUUCGCCUGUCUGUGUUUGUCUAAAGUGAGGAGAAAAUAUAGAGGUGACAGGUUCUCAUCAGAGUUAUGAAUUAUGAGUUAUGAACAGCCGUUUAUAUCCAUAGUUAAAUUGUUAAAUAGCUUUUUUA
Molecule: messenger RNA, 1350 nt
Organism: Plectropomus leopardus (leopard coralgrouper)
Lineage: Eukaryota; Metazoa; Chordata; Actinopteri; Perciformes; Serranidae
Source: RefSeq, a predicted model, not a curated record